Molecule: messenger RNA, 4938 nt
Organism: Gambusia affinis (western mosquitofish)
Lineage: Eukaryota; Metazoa; Chordata; Actinopteri; Cyprinodontiformes; Poeciliidae
Product: glutamate decarboxylase 1-like
Exons: 17
Coding region: 607-2388 (593 amino acids)
Biological process (GO): GABA biosynthetic process
Cellular component (GO): presynaptic active zone; cytoplasm
Molecular function (GO): pyridoxal phosphate binding; glutamate decarboxylase activity
Source: RefSeq, a predicted model, not a curated record
CCCACCUCACGUAGUGUGUUGUUCAUAACACCAAGCAUCAUGUCCGUGACCAGGAUCACAACCAGACCUGGAUAGAAAACAAUAACUACUUCGGGGAAAGUCGCACUUUGGGGGCCGAAAGCGGCGCCAUUUGGAGCCAAACGCGCAGACAGUCUGCAGACAGCUGCUGCUGCUGCUGCUGCUGCACCGGGGGAGCUGGAGGUGCUGCUGGAGCUCCACGCUGUGACUCUCCGGUGCGCAGGGGUUCACACACACAAGCAGAUGCUUUUUCCUUCUUUAAAAUAAGAGCAAAUCAAAGCUGCAUCUUCACCGGUAAGCGGGGUGACCUUGACUGGGAUCUAUGGGAAGACUGGAGCACAGGUUUUCUCCUCUUCCUCGUGUCGGUGGAGAGGGAGCUCCCAUUCAGGAUUUCUUCUGGUAAUAAAUAUACACUUCCCAAAAAAUUUUCAAUUUUUAUUUUUUUUUUUGGGUGUGGGUGGAGGUGGACUAAACCUGUUCACCUGGACGCUCUUCAGCUCGGGGGAGGGAGGAGGAGAAGAAACGAAAGAAAUAAAGAAAGAAAAGUGACCAGGCUUUCUUGACUCUGGCUCAGGGUCUCUGGGAGUGAUGGCGGCGUCAGCACCCUCCUCCUCUUCCUCCGGCGCCGGAGCGGAUCCCAACUCGACAAAUUUACGGCCGCCGGGCUCAAGUUAUGAUGCGUGGUGUGGGGUAGCUCAUGGAUGCACAAGAAAACUAGGCAUGAAGAUCUGUGGAUUUCUGCAGAAGAACAACAGUCUGGAGGAGAGGAGCAGGAUUGUGAGCUCCCUGAAGGAGCGCACGGCCCAGAACCUCAUGGCCUGCGAUAACGCCGGAGGAGACGCGCGUUUCAGGCGGACAGAGACAGACUUCUCCAACCUGUACGCCAGAGAUCUGCUACCAUCAAAGAAUGGAGAGGAGACGACCUUGCAGUUCCUGUUGGAGGUCGUGGAAAUCCUCACCAGCUACAUCAGGAAGACCUUUGACAGAUCCACCAAGGUCCUUGACUUCCACCAUCCUCACCAGCUGCUGGAGGGAAUGGAGGGCUUCAACCUGGAGCUCUCCGACCAGCCCGAGUCUCUGGAGCAGAUCCUGGUGGACUGCAGGGACACUCUGAAAUAUGGAGUCAGAACAGGCCACCCCAGGUUCUUUAACCAACUGUCCACCGGAUUAGACAUUGUGGGCUUGGCAGGAGAGUGGCUCACCUCCACAGCCAACACUAAUAUGUUCACUUAUGAGAUCGCCCCUGUUUUUGUGCUAAUGGAGCAGCUGACGCUCAAGAAGAUGAGAGAGAUAAUUGGCUGGCCAAACGGAGAGGGAGACGGAAUAUUUUCUCCAGGCGGUGCUAUCUCCAACAUGUACAGCGUGAUGAUUGCCAGAUACAAGUCCUUCCCUGAAGUCAAGACCAAAGGCAUGGCAGCUGCACCCCGACUGGUGCUCUUCACUUCUGAGCAUAGCCACUAUUCAAUCAAGAAAGCAAGUGCAGCUCUGGGCUUUGGAACAGAGAACCUUAUCCUAUUAAAGACAGAUGAGAGAGGGAGAGUCAUUCCUGCUGAUCUGGAGGCAAAAGUAAUCGAGGUCAAGCAAAAGGGGUACGUUCCAAUGUUUGUGAACGCCACUGCUGGCACCACUGUCUACGGAGCCUUUGACCCCAUCAAUGAGAUCGCAGACAUCUGUGAGAAGUACAACAUAUGGCUUCAUGUAGAUGGUGCAUGGGGAGGAGGCUUGCUGAUGUCCAGGAAACACAGACACAAGCUGAAUGGAGUAGAAAGGGCAAACUCAGUCACCUGGAACCCUCACAAGAUGAUGGGAGUGCCGCUGCAGUGCUCUGCCAUUCUGGUCAGAGAGAGGGGACUUUUACAAGGCUGCAACUCUAUGUGUGCGGGCUACCUGUUCCAGCCAGACAAGCAGUACGAUGUCACAUAUGACACAGGGGAUAAGGCCAUUCAGUGCGGACGCCAUGUUGAUAUCUUUAAGUUUUGGCUCAUGUGGAAGGCUAAGGGAACAGUAGGAUUUGAGCAGCACAUAGACAAGUGCUUGGAUCUGUCGAUGUACCUCUACGACAAAAUAAAGAACAGAGAGGGAUUUGAGAUGGUGUUCAAGUCAGAGCCGCAGCACACUAAUGUCUGCUUCUGGUACAUUCCUCCGAGCCUCCGUGGCAUGCCUGAUGGGAAAGAGAAGCGCGAGAGACUGCACAAGGUGGCUCCCAAGAUCAAGGCCAUGAUGAUGGAGGCGGGCACCACUAUGGUGGGUUACCAACCACAGGGAGAGAAAGUCAACUUCUUCCGCAUGGUCAUCUCGAACCCUGCAGCCACCAGGUCAGACAUCGACUUCCUGGUGGAGGAGAUUGAGCGACUGGGCCAUGAACUGUGAGAGUCCACAGCAGAUUGUAUUCUCCGACAUUAACGAGUGCUGAGCUUUGCUUUACCCUUUGUCUUUUCAACACAGUAACAUUUUUCGCCUUCCAGUAUUUUAUGGCAAUGCACAAUUAACAAUAAUGUACCCCGUGUGUUUCUGUCGGUUUUGUCUUUAGCUGCGUCGAUGUAUGUAUAGAAAACAUCUGACAAAAAAACCCCCAACAAAACAAAGCACAGUGGAAUUUACGUCUAUUAUGCAAAGUGGGAAUAAACCACAACAAGGUGAAUAAAUUGAAAUGGGGUCAUUUUCAUGUAGAAAUAAUCUGUUUACAAAGAAAAUGAAAUAUUGUUAGAAAAAGAGCAUUCAGUAACACACCUAGCACAUUUAAUGGUUUUAAGACAUGAAGUUAAGACAAAAAUAAAAAAGAAUAAAAAUCUGGAGAUUUAAUCUUUUAUUGUAAUUUUUGGUAAGAAAAUCAUUGACAAGAAAUCCAAGACAAGAUUUACAAUCCUAACAGAAAGAAAGGAAUCCAUUAAAAGGAGUGCAAGUACACAAAAGAUGAUGUUUUAAAGAUUUGGAAGCAACUCUCACUCUUUUUUAGAGCAGCAUCAAUGGUAAAAGUCUGGUUAUAAUCGUUUGAACAGCUAAAAACUCUGCACAUCUAGUAUUUUCUCUGGGUUUCUAGGGAACAACAUUUUGAUGGAUUUAUCAACUUAAUUUUACAUAAGCAAGGAACAUCGUAAGUUUUCAUAACUAAGGAUUCUAGUAAAGGUAUUAUUUGCAGACGUAUUGCUAUAGAGGGGGACAGGUGUUAAAAACAGAAUUUCUCUCUGUUCUUCUUGUUCAUGUAAAGGUUAGUAUUGGCAUGACAGCACAGCUCGCUAUUGCAGGCAGAUAGAAAAGCAACACUUAACCAUUUUCUGCUGAUAAAAUUAGUGAGUACCCCUCAAUGAUGGUGUUGUUGAAGAUACUGGUUCAGUGCUGGAGGUUCAUAGCAAUCAGCGCUUGUGCGUUUUCAUCAGAAACCAUUACUGAGAGCUAAAAAUAUUACCCUGUUUUUUGCAAUCUUAGACAAGCAUUAGCUUCUAUUGUAACUGUAGGGGGCGCUGUUUCACACAGAAUAAUCACAUACAGUCCUGCGACAUUGUUUCCCCCCUGAUAGAUUAUUUUCUUUUUUCUUAUUAUUGCAUUUUUUCUCACAGGUCAUAUAUAUUUUAAAGCAUAUACUUUGCCGGCCCCAAAUAAGGCGUGGAGAGUUUUCGAAUAUGGACCUUGGAAAAAAAAUAUAUUUUUUUGUGUUCAAAACAAAAAUUAGACUUUUUUUUUUUUUUUAAAUGAUGACCAAUGAAAUAAUAAAAUUACAAAAAACAUGCACAAACGCCAUGAUAAAAGGACCUCUUUUAACAUCUGAUAUACUGUAUACUACCAGUUUUUCUAGAAUGGAAAUGCUGAGAAAAGUUCAAUUCAUUAGCAUCCAGAUGUGGAUAUGUGUAGCAAGUGAAUUAUACUGAGAAAUACUGUAAAGCCUAUCAAUUCAGAAAGUGCUUACGUUAAAAAAAAUUGCCUCCCCCUAUGCUUGUAAAGCAGCCACAAAGAAUGUCCCUCAAUGUGUUAUCUGUGUUAAAAAUACUAUAUUCCAACAUAUUUUCAGACAUAGUAAAUACAAUUAUAAGAAAUCUUCACAACGUAGACAAAAGCAUAUGUAACAGAAAUGUAAAACAUGUAACAAUUGUGAUCUGUGUUGUGUUUAUCGAGCCAGUUGGGACGUCAUAGCAGUUGCUGCAACCGACUGCAGUGACUUUUGUGUAGAUUGUGAUUCAUUGCCUCCGUGCCAAAUAUGUCCUAGAAUCACAACGAACAAAUUCUGUAUGUAAAUCAAACAUUCAGUCUACUGUGUGACAGAUUAUUGAAUUUAUAUAGAGAGGCUUUUCUUGUGAGUAGUAUAUAUUAUCCUUUGUUUGAAAAAACUCUGAUGUAAAUAUGUGUUUGUGAACCAAAGAAGAAUUAGGUUACAGUCGCAAAUAUUUUCACGGAAAUUGAUUUAACUUUGACUUUAGUGCAAACCAUGCAGUGUCGCUGUGAUUCAUUAACUGAAUGUCAUCAAGGCUCUCUGGCAGUCCGGCUGCUGCCGACAAAAAGCACAUUACCGAAUCAUGUUGACGGGGCAGCUUUAAAUUUAGAGACAUAUGAUUGUCUGUACCAUAUAACAUGAAAUGGAGUUUAACUAUAAUAUGCAAAAUUAUGAUGGGUAUGUGCUUUCUGUAAGCAUAAUUUUAUGUUUUAAAAGAACUCUGCGGUUGUUUAUCAUUAAGCAUUUUUGCUUGAACCAAGUAAUGUAUUUGCUACUGUACUAAGACUGAGUAAACACCUGUACAUUCCUGAUUUUUGUGGGGAUGAAAUGUCCCUUGUAGUACUUGAUGUAGGCACUUUAACAUGACUAAAUAACUACUGUAUUCACAUCACUAAUAAAGACAUGAGCUGUAGAUAAUCUGCAGGCACAGGUGUCUGUGGUUUCUUUGAAAGAUUUAAGGAAAUAAAUAAAUAAAAAAUUCCUGUGCAUGUUAA